Molecule: messenger RNA, 422 nt
Organism: Paramecium octaurelia
Lineage: Eukaryota; Ciliophora; Oligohymenophorea; Peniculida; Parameciidae
Source: the annotation of a GenBank genome assembly
AAAAACUAGGCUUAUUUUACGGUGAAAAUAAAUUGUAUUCGAAAUGAAACCAAAAAUUCAUAAUAUAUUUGUUAUGGCAGCUGAGUAUCGUUAUCCAAUUAUUACUAUUGUCUUUGAUCUUAUAAGGGCUCAGGUUAGCUAUAAAACAACACCUCCUAAGAACAACCCUAAAUUAAUACUAUUUGAAAUUUAUGAUAGUUUGAAAAAGUACCCUACCAUCUACCCUUUUCCUACAUAAUUACAGAGAAUAAAGUUAAGUCAAUAGAAAAAGUAUAUUCUUUAUAAAAUCACAAAAUGCAUUUAUAUUAUAAAUAAAAAAUGGAAAAAAUCUUUUUGUGAAUUUGGAUAAGCAUGCAAUAUUGACUGUGAUUGACUAAGCUGCUAAUUUCAAAUUGCUCCAAUACUAUCAAAAAUCCAUGGAC